[Candida] anglica is the source of this 735-nucleotide messenger RNA. The record is from the annotation of a GenBank genome assembly. NCBI's taxonomy places the organism in Eukaryota, Fungi, Ascomycota, Pichiomycetes, Serinales, Debaryomycetaceae.
AUGAAUCUCCCUUCCAUUAGUCGUAUGUCUCUUGCUGGAAACAAUUCCUUCGAUAUGAUGUCAUGGCCAAUCCCUAUGAUCAUCCUUGUGGUCUUAAUCUUGGUCCUAAUCACCCCUUUAAAAUCCUUUUGUAGAGAUAAGAUCUCCUCUCUUCAUUCCUCCCACUUUGACGACAGAGUCAUGUCCCAAAAGUUAAAGAGGAAACUCUCUAGCUUGGGCCAAUACAAUGAAAAAUUGAAAUCUUCUCGUCGUUUAGCCACCAGUACUUCCACUUAUGUUGACACCGUGGGUAUUAACGCGAGACUUGAUUAUUCAAAUACUUUAUAUUUCUCUCGAAGUGGUCAACAAGUAUGUGAAACGACCCAUCAAAUUUCUGAGUACUUGUGGAAGUUCACUCAAGUGGUUGAUCGAAUUCUGGCCACCAUUUCAGAUGUGACAUCAGAUCCCAAUCCUGACCUUGACAAGACAAAGGAAGCAAUUGACAAGAUUACCCGUUUGGUUGGAGAUAUAGAUCCUAUAGAUGAUGGGCAUUCGACUGCACUUGCUUGGUUACGUGUCAUUUAUAUGAGUAUGGAGGCAAUGAAAAGGUAUACAAAUAUACCGGAAGAUGAAGUAACACUGCCCUCGCCACUAGGUGUGGUUGCUAGCGAGGAUACUGACCCUCUCCAUCAUGUGGUCUCCUCGUUACAGGAACAGGCGUGGCCACACCUAGCGACCCAUAUAGUGCAAGCGUGA